AUGGCUGGAAAACUGGCAUUAGGUGAUGUGAUUUCUUUCUUUCUUGUGGUGAUCAUAUUCAUACAUCUAUUAUCUUAUACAGAAGCAGCAAAAGAAGGUCCUUAUGAUUACUAUAUAUUUGCUGCCAAAUGGCCUGUAACUAAAUGUAAUACACAAGCGCUGAUUGAUAAAAAAAUUAAAUGUCAGUGGCCAAUCCUCGGAAAUUUUACCAUCCAUGGUAUUUUUCUAAUGUAUGAGCCUGAUGAUGUUGUUCCUUCUUAUCUUACCAAUAGUGGAUGUACUAAUGUCACACCCAUGAUGUCAGAUGAUAUUACGAGGGUGCGAUUAACUUCAAUUUUGGCUGAUAUGAUGAAAUAUUGGCCAAACAUUGUGUAUUAUCAUGACGAAGAAGCAUGUGAAAGAUUCUGGAAGUAUGAGUGGGAGCAACAUGGAAUGUGUUUUGACAAACCUAACACCCCUUUAUAUUUUUUUAAGACUGCAUUACGAAAAAUUUAUCCAGAUGGUAAAUGGUAUAAAGGAUCUGCCAUUAGAGAAGCAAUAAGUAAAGCCGUAGGAAAGCAGCCCACAAUUCAUUGCAAUAAAGAUAACGAAGGAAGGUUACAAUUCGACGAGAUUUGGUUAUGCUUCCAUAGGAAUGGCACCGCAAUGUCAUGCGAGAAGGAGUUUGAUAAUUGUCCAAAUAUUGAGCAAAGAGGGAUAAAGUUUCCUGGUCCUUUCAUAGUGGGUGGAAAAUAA
Tripterygium wilfordii is the source of this 735-nucleotide messenger RNA. RefSeq names its product ribonuclease 1-like. NCBI's taxonomy places the organism in Eukaryota, Viridiplantae, Streptophyta, Magnoliopsida, Celastrales, Celastraceae. The record is from RefSeq and is a predicted model, not a curated record. The coding region runs from base 1 to 735 and encodes 244 amino acids. The transcript has 3 exons. Gene Ontology annotation, molecular function: RNA binding; ribonuclease T2 activity. Gene Ontology annotation, biological process: RNA catabolic process. Gene Ontology annotation, cellular component: extracellular region.